Messenger RNA from Paramecium pentaurelia, 630 nucleotides. NCBI's taxonomy places the organism in Eukaryota, Ciliophora, Oligohymenophorea, Peniculida, Parameciidae. The record is from the annotation of a GenBank genome assembly.
AUGAUUGCUUAAAUCACAGGGCAUAACCUUUCUACAAUAAAAGCUAUUUAUCGAAUUUAUAGAAAUGAAGGAAGAAUAAAUAAAAAAGAAAAAAGAGAUAGAGAACUCCAUACCUAAAAAAAUGUAGCAGUAUUUGUAGUAGACGAAGAGUACUUACAACAUUCAUUAUUAAUUAGGACAAGAUAUUUAAAGUUUAUUAUCAAAUAGCACACGAAGAAAGAAAUAAUUUUAAGAAGUCAUGAAAAAUUUAGUGAAUCCUAAGAUGAUAUAGUCAAUAUAACUUUAUAGAAGGCAGCAAAUGAAAUAAGAAACAAUUUGAACAGUUUAUAAUCAAAAAAGAAUUUUGACUAAUCUUUAGAAAGUAUUAUGAAAAAUGGAAUAAAAGAUAAAGAAAUUAUCAAUAUACCCUUUAAAAGUAAUUUCUAAUUUGACGCCAAUUCUUAUAUUAAUGUGAAAACUAUUUCAAAUUUAUUUAAAUAAAGUGAAAACUUACCUUUAAAAAAAACCUGUAUACAAACACCAUAAAAAUAAUGGAUUCAAUAAGAAUAGUAAAUAAAUGAUCUCAAACGUAUUUUUGAGUUAUAAGUUUAAGAAUAUCUAGGAAAAUCUCAAUUAGAUAAUUUAAAAUGA